ACGAAGUUUUUAAAGAGGAAGUUAAAUUCCUGGCGAUACUGAGUCAAGUCUUGGAUAAAAUCGUCCCAGUUCUUCAAAGGUCAGACUGACCAGCCGAGAGGGGCUUCAGGAUGUCAGAUCUGGAGAGGAAGGUGGUUAAGGAUGACCUUCUCACCACCUUUAAAAAGAAAAAAGUAGAAAUAUCCCGGGCAGUAACCACCCCAUCUCCUUUCCUGGAGAUUCUUCAAGACUACUCUAUUAUCACUGAGCAAAUGUACCUUCAUGCACAAGAGGAGUACCAAAGAUCGGUUCCUGUGUACAAUGUGGUAUACAACAUUCUCAUGCAUCUGGAGAAGAAAUUCAGCACCGAGAUCCCAGAAGUCUUGUUUCACCCCAUCAACCUGCAGGAAUAUCCGCCAUUGGUCCAAAUCAAAAAGCACUUCGAUGACUAUGAAUCAUCAUCAGAAGCCAGUGGAUCAUCUAUGAUUCAGAGGAGUAGCCUUGAUAAGACAGUGUUGGCUGUCAGCACCCCACAAAGCUCCAUCCAAGACGGUGUGUUGGAGGAGGAAAAGAGGGCAUCAGCAUACCAGCCAGCACAAGCAGGAAAAAGGCCCCGAAAGCAAAGAAGAAAGGUCCAAAAGACCAGAAGAACCCGAGUGGUGUCUUCCAAAGGUGCCAGUAAUAACAACAAACUUUCAAAAUUGGGGAGACAAAGGAAGCCAGGAACCACAAAGAAAAUCCAUUGGAUGAGGAGGAGAGUUUUCAGAAAGGUCCGAGAUCCAAAGGUGAAUCUCCAUCUCCCAGAGCUUCCAGUGACCUGUGGGAAGGCAAAGGGCACUUUACACAAGAAAAAAAUGAAGGAAGGCUCCUCAGAGAAGUGCAUCGAGAUGAAAGAUGGGAGGUGGCUCACCCUGAGGGAGUUUUGAAAUUGAAGGUGGCGAGAACUUAGCAAGAAUUGGAAGAAGAGCAUCUACUGUGGCUUCCUCACGCUGCACCAUCUCCUCCAGAAAAAAAUUCUACCUACUCCUCCAAGAAAAUAUGGCAAGAGUAAAAAGUCCCUCCCUGCAGGUAAAACUAACAGACAGCCAAGAGCUAAGAAAAGGAGACUUCAGUGCAAGUCUCCAUCUGCUCAGAAUGGAUCUGCACCCCAACCUAAAAGAAGGGUCCUCCAGCGAAAGCAGGUACCAGAAAAGACAUAUUGCCGCCUGCCCCAGUUGCCAGAGAAAAGAAGGGUAACUACACUUCAUGAUCGACCGAAGUACGUGGCACAACUCCUAACUAGGCGAUGGAUUCCUGUGUCGUGCAAAACGAGCGCAGGGCGCUUGUACAAACACAGAUUUGCCUCAGUCGAUCGAGGAAAAUGCAUCCGGACGAAGACCAAGUGGUACACCCCAGCAGAGUUCUUGAGCAUGGACCCUGACUGCAAUCUUGUGUUCUGGACCCACAGCAUCCUCAGUGGUGCCCUGCCCCUGCAGGAACUGAUUGAGAACAACAUUUUAGUGCUUCACAUAGACAGCUGCACUUGUGUCAUCUGCAAGGAGGAGGAUGCCUUGCCAGAGAAUGAUGAUGAGUGUUUUAUAUGUAAUGAUGGAGGUGAACUGUCUUGCUGUAACUCAUGCCCCAGAUCCUUCCAUAAGGACUGCCACAUCCCCCAUAUUCCUCAGGAGCCUUGUGGAGAAUGGAACUGCACCUUCUGCAUAAUAACAAAGAAUAAGCAGAAGCAGGUCCCAGAGAACAACUACCUUCAGGAGGAGUCUCAGGUUCUAAGGCACCGGAUGUACCCAGAGCAGCAGCUGAAAUGUGAAUUUCUCCUGCUGAAAAUGUACUGCUACACAGAAAGUAUCAUCUUUACUGAAGAUCCAUCCUAUAUUAAGAACUAUUCCAAUCAUGUCAGAGAACCCAUGUGGUUGAACCUGGUGAAGGAGCGUCUGAGGGAUGAGACUUACAACACAGUGGAGGGCUUUGUCCUGGAUAUGCGCCUGAUUUUUUCCAACUGCAAGAAAUUUAACAAGAACAACCAGUUUGGAAUUCUAGGAGAAAAGCUGGAGGCAAAGUUUGAGAGAGAUUUCAGAGUGGUCUUUGAUAUUGAGGGCAUAGCUAAAGUGAACCAACGAUGGUUUCACCAAAUGUUUCCAUGACUUUCUCGAGUCCUGCUCUUCAUUCAGUGGCUCAAACCCAGCCCCUCCUUUGUUGGGACUGGGAAGUUCUGGGUCUCUAUAUUCAUGACCCUUGCCCCCACCCCAUCCCCAUACCAGAAGAUGUAAAAUGCUGACCCUUCUUGUUCUGUUACAUCUGUCCUCAAUUUUGGGGGGGUUUUUGGUUGGGUUUG
This is a messenger RNA of Dromiciops gliroides (monito del monte), 2308 nucleotides long. Its product is annotated as nuclear body protein SP140-like protein. Gene Ontology annotation, biological process: regulation of transcription by RNA polymerase II. The record is from RefSeq and is a predicted model, not a curated record. Gene Ontology annotation, cellular component: nucleus. Gene Ontology annotation, molecular function: protein binding; DNA-binding transcription factor activity, RNA polymerase II-specific; DNA binding. NCBI's taxonomy places the organism in Eukaryota, Metazoa, Chordata, Mammalia, Microbiotheria, Microbiotheriidae. The transcript is spliced from 20 exons.